UCUCGCGAGAUACUAAGCGGAAGAUGGCAGAUGGUAUUUUCAGUUGGAAGGUUUCUAAUCUUACCGCUAGCUAACGUUAGCAAGCAAACUACCGCACUGUCAGCCGCAACGGGAAAUUUAGCAAGUACUGUAAUCAAUGAUGUAGCCGAAUAAUUUGGUAUGCCUAUUCUGAAUCAAUUGCUGCAAUAGUGAUAUUAUCUUUUCCAGUUGUUUUGUUUUUACGUGUUGUCUUUCUGUUAUUGUCAACACCGCACCCACAUCCAUCUCUCUACUCUCUAUGCUAGCAAAAGCUAGGUCGCUAGUUUAGUAGGAGUAAGGAUAGCUGCAAUAUUGCAGGGGUCGUUGACAACUAAACGUACUUUAGACAAUCUAUACAUAUUCGGUAGUCAACUUGCUGGCUAGUAGUGAUAAAUCAUGACGGGGGAAAAGAUUCGCACGUUGCGCAAAGACCACAAUAACAAGCCUACUAAAGAUGGGGAUAUAAUGGAUACCUAUGAUGAAUCUUCAAAUGGGACAACAAUAACAUCUCCAACCCCCAACGGUACCAGUAUCAUGUAUAAAUCCAACAAGAACCACAACAAGACGGUGAAACCUUUGGUACUACAGCAGCAAGUUUCGAAUAUAAAUGCGAACAACAUCAAUGCCAAUCAAUCGGUUGGCAUCAUAAUCGAUGACAAUAACAAGAACCCCAUCAUUCUGACCAAUGGCAAUGAGGACUUGAAUUUGGAAUUCCCUGUUCACGAAUGUGUCUUCAAAGGAGAUGUCCGGCGCUUGUCCUCACUCAUUCGGACCCAGAAUAUCUCCCAGAAGGAUGUGCAUGGAAACACACCACUUCACUUGGCUGUGAUGAUGGGCCACAAAGAGUGUGCACUCCUGCUCCUGGCCCAUAAUGCCCCUGUGAAGGUGAAGAAUUCCCAGGGCUGGAGCCCCCUGGCAGAAGCCAUCAGCUACGGAGACCGACAGAUGAUCACAGCCCUCUUGCGGAAGCUGAAGCAGCAGUCCAGAGAGAGCGUGGAGGACAAGAGGCCCAAGCUGCUGAGAGCCCUGAAAGAGCUUGGCGACUUCUACUUGGAACUUCACUGGGACUUUCAAAGUUGGGUGCCCCUGCUCUCCCGGAUUCUGCCAUCUGAUAACUGCAAAAUCUACAAGCAGGGGAUAAACAUCAGACUGGACACCACCCUGAUAGACUUCACAGAUAUGAAAUGUCAGAGGGGGGACCUCAGCUUCAUAUUCAACGGCGACGCCCCGCCCGCCAAGUCCUUCUAUGUCCUGGACAAUGAGCAGAAGGUGUACCAGCGGAUACACCACGAGGAGUCUGAGAUGGAGACUGAGGAGGAGGUGGAUAUUCUGAUGAGCAGUGACGUUUAUUCAGCCACCCUGUCCACCAAGUCCAUCACCUUUUCUCGCAGUCAGAUUGGCUGGCUCUUCAGGGAGGACAAAACGGAAAGGGUUGGUAACUUCCUGGCAGACUUCUACUCUGUGAAUGGCCUCGUGCUGGAGUCCAGGAAGCGCCGGGAGCAUCUUAGCGAGGAGGACAUCCUGAGGAACAAGGCCAUCAUGGAGAGCCUGAGCAAAGGAGGCAACCUGGUGGAGCAGAACUAUGAGCCUCAGAGGAGGAUGUCUCUCACAGCACCAGAGCCCAACACCGUCUCCUGGGAGGAAUACAUCUCUGCAGAUCACGGAAAAGCACCUCAUCUUGGGAGAGCGCUUGUGUGUAAGGAGAGCAAGAAAAACUUCAAAGCGACCGUAGCCAUGAGCCAGGACUUUCCUCUGGGCAUUGAGUCGUUGCUGAAUGUUUUGGAAGUCAUAGCCCCAUUUAAGCACUUCAACAAACUCAGAGAAUUUGUUCAACUGAAGCUUCCUCCUGGGUUUCCAGUCAAGCUUGACAUUCCUGUGUUCCCCACUAUCACAGCAACGGUCACCUUCCAAGAGUUUCGCUACGAUGACUUUGAGGAGUCCAUCUUUUCUAUCCCAGGGGAUUACAAGGAAGACCCCAGUCGCUUCCCUGACCUCUAACCUGGUUGUCAUAGCAACAAGAGGUUCACCCAGGCCCGCCCACUAGGAAACUCACCGAAACAAACUCUACCUUGAUACAUACACUAAUGAAAGGAAAAGAACCAACUAAAGACAGUUGAGAAGAAAUGAGAGGAUUCUAACUUAUUGUUGAUGUCUGUGUUUUACUAAAAAAGGGAAUUGUCUCUUGGCCCUGAAUUUAUUGUUUAUUUUGUGUGUGUAUGUAUAUGUGUGAUAUAUAUAUAUAUAUAUGCACACACUUAUAAUAAAGCAAUGCAAACGGAGAACUUAGGCUGCAUUUUUCACACAAUUUUUGUAAAUGCAGCCUUAAUCUACCACAACCAUGUUGAGAUGUGUAGCAACAACAGCACAACAUCAGAUGAGGAUUUGGAACCAAGCAGCUUAUGGUUCACCUACAGAAGUUAUGGAGUUGACUUGUCUGUAAUCUAUGAAAUCUUCAGUGUGCACUUCCAGGUUUAACACUCACUGCAUCAAGUUUAGCUAAUGUCUGCCCAUUGUGGAAAGCUAUUUUUCGGGGGAAAGUGCACUGAUAUUCGUUGCUUGUAAAUAACUGAUAUAAAUCGUUAGAAAUAUAGAUGUCAUAACAGAACUGUGCAUACCUUUUUCAUGUGUAAAUGAUGUACUUUAUGUACAAUAUAUAGUCAAAGGAGCAACACUGUGUAGCAAUACAUUUUCAGUACAUCCUUUUUUGUAAACCUUUUGGGAGAAUAUAUGGCGUAAAGCGGCAUUCUUACACAGAUAUCAAUACCCAAGCCUUUUUCCUCUCUGGCUUACACACUGUCGUGCAGGAUGAAAACUAUAUUUUCAGGUUCGCUUAUCUGUUUUACCUCCUGUCUUUCAAGAGAUCAUGUGAAUUUAAUCAGUUGUGUGAGAAAGCUGUUGUGUGUGUGUGUGUGUGUGAGAGUGUGUGAGAGAACCCAGGUCGGGUAUCAGGAAAGCUGUUUCAGUUUGAUACUGCACUGACAUUAAGUGUAUUUAAAUGCAUGCUGUGUUGACCCAAUUGGAUUCCUUGUCCUAUCGAGUGUAUAUUUCCUACACACGUGUUCUACUUGCUGCCAUCUCACCACACUUUCUGAUUAUCAGGAAGACCAACGUCUGUAUUGUAACCACACUAAAACUGGAAGUGCUUCGACUGAAAUGUAAUUUCCUUGAGUAUGUACUUCCAUUUUCCUGUCUGUACUACCCUAAUACAGAUAUAUUUUAAUGAUAGUGUGUACAUUUGGACUAUCAACCUUUAAAAUCCAUGUUGUUUUUAUUUUACGUGAGCAGCAGUGGCAAACAGUUUGGCUCAUCAGGUUGUCCAUCAGGCUUGGACCUACUGGUAUUUAUAAAUGUAUUGCAGCUUUUCCAACUCCCUGUCCCUUUAAAUAAAGCACCAGCACCAC
Messenger RNA from Esox lucius (northern pike), 3419 nucleotides. Its product is annotated as ankyrin repeat domain-containing protein 13C-like. Gene Ontology annotation, cellular component: cytoplasm. The record is from RefSeq and is a predicted model, not a curated record. The transcript has 13 exons. Gene Ontology annotation, molecular function: protein binding. Bases 415 to 2016 code for a protein of 533 amino acids. Lineage: Eukaryota; Metazoa; Chordata; Actinopteri; Esociformes; Esocidae.